Messenger RNA from Papilio xuthus (Asian swallowtail), 3419 nucleotides. RefSeq names its product forkhead box protein N3. Gene Ontology annotation, molecular function: DNA-binding transcription factor activity; cis-regulatory region sequence-specific DNA binding. The record is from RefSeq and is a predicted model, not a curated record. NCBI's taxonomy places the organism in Eukaryota, Metazoa, Arthropoda, Insecta, Lepidoptera, Papilionidae. The transcript has 8 exons. Gene Ontology annotation, biological process: regulation of DNA-templated transcription. Gene Ontology annotation, cellular component: nucleus. Bases 264 to 1415 code for a protein of 383 amino acids.
AGACGCAGACGUUAGCGGCCCAUCUAAAUAUGGAACGGAUGGUUGACGGUCGUGUUAGUGAUGUCCUCCGUGUCGUUUGUCCGCGGUCCCUGCAGUUAUGUAAUGUCCCUUUGAGGUCCGCGUCGGCACGUGCACAAAUUGCACGUCGUAGUUCCACGUAGCUAGCUCGGCGCACGUCGACGCGCACGCGGUAGCACUCUGAACCCCAGUUUCCUAGCAACACGUUGUUGACGCCACUGCUGACCUAAUGAAUACAAAAACACAUGAUGGCGCCGAUGCGUGGCGAGCGCGGCGGAUCGCCGGCUCGGGCCGCGCGCGCCUCCCUGCCCUUACCUCGCCGGUUGAUCCGGCAGAUCGCCCGCCAUGUGGCUUCCAGCGGCCGUUCGCUGCGUCGCCUGGAGGUCUCCGGCAAGGUCAUCGACAACUUCGACGACAUCGACGACCCAUCAGAUGAAUCCGACAUGGAAACACCGCAGCCAGCCAGGGUGGCAUGUGGUAACGCCGGCAACCUGCCACCCGCAGACCACGAUGAUGACCUCACCAGCCUCAGCUGGCUGCAGGACAGGAACCUACUCAGAGGGAUCAACCUCAGCAAAAAUGAUCUGGAAGAUACAAAGACGAUCACCAGUCAAGUUGUUCUUAAGCAGCCAGAAGCGAAAACCCCGCCCCCAGUGAUCCGCAUCCCCUCUCCCCCGCGCACGCCCUGCAAGGCCCCGCCCUCUCCCCCCACCGCGCACACCAAGCCCCCCUACUCCUUCUCCUGCCUCAUCUUCAUGGCGAUAGAGGCUGCGCCCGCGCGCGCUCUGCCCGUCAAAGAGAUAUACGCCUGGAUCAUACGACACUUCCCCUACUUCAAGCACGCCCCACAAGGAUGGAAGAAUAGUGUAAGACAUAACCUGUCUCUCAACAAAUGCUUCCAUAAGGUGGCUGCCGCCCCCGGACUCGGCAAAGGUUCACUAUGGACAGUGGACCCACAGCAUCGUUCCACGUUAUUGCAGGCGUUCGGUCGACAGCCUGUGCCACCCGCGGAGGCGGAGUGCGAGCAGACAGUGGCGGGAACAGUAGUUGUGCCGGGGCCGGAGGCGGGGGCGGUGGUGGUGCCAGUACAGGAGGCGGGGCAGACUGCGGGGGCCAAGAACGCGCCCGACCCGCAGCUGUUCCCGCACUUGGCGCGCCGGCUGGCGGCAGACGCGCGCAGCGAGCCCAGCGCUGACGAGUACCUCGCCGCCGCCAGCGUGCUCGCCAUGAAAUAUGGCCCCGCCGUGCUCGAUCAGCUGCCGCCUGCUGCGCACCUGGUGAUAUCGCGGUGCGCACGCGACGAGCACUCGUACAGCGGCGGGGGCGGGGAGGAGCGGCGCACGGCGGAGGCGCUGCUCAACCUGGCCGGCGUGCGCUCCGAGCCCGCGCCCAGCUAGCCUACGUAUGCGCACGCGCACGCGCAACACCUUGUAUACACCCUUCUGUAAACCUUCCACAAUACUCCGACAGACAUACAUCGCACCCUUAUAUCACUCUACAACUAGCGUUAUACCUAAAAGUAGCCUAUUAUAUGCCCGCGUCCAUAAGCUAUUUUCCUAUCGAGAGUCCCAUCAACAUCGGUUCACCCGUUCCGAAGGUACCAAGAACCAACGCGGCUUUGCGGUCAUACAGACAGACUAAUUUAAUAAACUGGUCUUUCGUUAUCAGCAACGUGGUAGUACAUAAAGACAAUUGAAUUGUAUGUUAAUUUUAUGUCGUAAUUUUUAUAAACAAUAUUUCUGGUUUGUUUUCUCGAUUAAUUAAGGGUGCGAUGUAUUACCACUAAAGUUAAAAUGACUUAAUACGCAUAAUAUUACUUUUUUUUCGUCUGACGGUCUACUCUCCUAGUUAAGACAAGGACUACGAAUUCUUUUGUUUUCCACUUUAAAUGAUUCUAUAAGGAUUUAUUUCGUUAAAUUGAGUUAAAAUUGGUUAAUAUUGAAUCUAACGUUUACAAUUAUAUAAAACUGAUUAUUUGAUAUUAGUUAAUUUGCAUGUAACUUUGGCGGUUACAUUAUUUGUGGAAGGUAUUAUUAUGUAAAAGAACAUCCUAUAUAUAAAAAUUAAUUUACGUCUAGGCUAUUACAUCUUGUUUUUUGUUAAAUUUAUAAAAUAAUUUCGAUAAUCUAUGUAGAAGUUAACCUAAACAUCACAGUAUGUCAUUUGCGUUUAAUCUUUGUUUAUAUUACAUGCUCAAUGUUUAUUUAGGACAAUUACUUAGUUACCUUUUUAAAAUGCGAUUUUCUUUGAGAAAUAAUUUAAUAGCUUGGGCAUAGCUCAAGUUUAGUUGACGUCGUUCUUAGAACGAAUACUCAAAUGUUCAUCGCUUCAUAAAAAAUAAGUAAAAUAGUUUGAAAUGUGUAUAGGAAAAGUUUACCAUACUCUAGUCCAAUAAAGACAAUCUUAUUUCGGUUGCGAUACAGACUUUGAUGUUUUAAAUAAAUUUAAUAAUAAAAAUUAGACAAUUUGAAACAUCCUGUAUAUUAGAUCGAGAUUUCUCAAACUAUUUCCAUUCAUUUUCUUUACGAUAUCACGAGAUAUUGAAAUGUCCUCGAUUACUUUAGUGAAAUUUUCAAAUAAAAAAAAAUAACAUCGUUUAAAGAUUAUUAAAAUGAGGACGAAUUCGAUAGUACAUACAGUAGUAACUUUAGUGAUAGAUGUGAUAAUACUUAUUAUGAAUUAUUAUUUAAAAAUAAAAAGAAUGGAAAAUAGUUGAAUAGGUUCCGCAUUUAGGAUUCCCCAAUUUACUAUUAGUCAAACAAUAUUCGUUUAAGAAUACAUUAAAGUAAGUAUAAACACCGGUGUUGCUUUCCGUCUUUCUUUGCUGAGUAAUUGAAUUUUGAUGCCGAGUGUUGCCAGAAUGUUCCCCAUUUUUUCAGCAGCGGGAAUGUUAUGAAAUGUAGGUAAUAAGCUAUUUAUAAUUAUUUAAAUUAUUUCGCUUUCUUAUAUUAAAAUAAUUAUAUGGGAAUGGUGGAAAUUAUAUUAUUCUAAACUGAGCAAUAAAUUUGUAAACAUUUCCUUUGUGUGAUCUGAACACAGACAUAUAAAUGUAUACAGGGCGUUCAAAAAUAUAUCUUACCACUUGUUCGUGUUUAAAUGGUGAUAUCUUAUAUAUAUUAAAUGUAAUUUAUAUAUUUAAACUUUAUGAAUGCACUAGCUAUAAGCAAAAUGUAUUUUGUGUUCAUAGACCUUGUGAUCGUAUCAGGCUAUUUCUUACAUCUUCUAAUGUUAAGUGUAAAUCUCUCGCUAUUCUUAACUUAACAACAUAUAAUUAUGAUAUUCUUCUUUUAUAUAUGUUCAAUUGAAUUGUUUGUACCGCUGUGUCAGUUUUGUUGUAUUUAUCACAUUUUUAAAGUGUAAAGAUUCGUAAUUUUUUUGACUAGUAUGGAAGUAUGUUUAAA